This is a messenger RNA of Adineta ricciae, 570 nucleotides long. NCBI's taxonomy places the organism in Eukaryota, Metazoa, Rotifera, Eurotatoria, Adinetida, Adinetidae. The record is from the annotation of a GenBank genome assembly.
AUGAAACUCAAAGAAGAGUCGUUGAAAAUAAAGAAAAAGAAGAAACAGCCCAAGAAGACUUUACCGAAAAAUGUCUUCGAAAUCGUUGGCGAAAGUGGUCAAAUUGUCGAACGCGUAGAUCCAAAAAAGAAGGAAAAGAAAGCUGAUCAAAUACAGGACAAGGAACCCAAGCCAACAUUUAGUGAACGGACGAAAAAACGUCGACGACGUGAAUGGGAUGCAAUGAAUUACGAAUCUUUUGAUAUAACACGUGGUCGAGAUUUCGAAAAAGCUUUACAACGAGUUGCGACACGCGGUAUUGUUCAGUUAUUCAACACUGUUCGAAAACAGCAGCAACAACAGCAUGGUUCAUCAUCAAAGAAAGAGAAAAAAGACACGACGAUCAACAAAGGAGAGUUCCUUGAUAUGCUUAAGACAAUUGAUUCGGAUGAAGUUUCAUGCAAAAUAAUGAAGAAGAAUCCAUCAACGAUUGAAUCAACAACAAAAACAACAACACCAGUCAGAUGGAAUGUCUUACAAGAUGAUCUGAUGGCAAGUGUUCAAGAUAAUAGUGAUGAUGAUGAUGAUUAA